UUUAGUAUAUGUUGAGAAAACAAUAACCACUAGGGAUGUCACGGAUUGAGAAAAAGUCCUUGUUUCGCGUUUCGAUCGAAAAACAGUCCGGACUUCAGGUAGUAGUAAUCUCUGGAGAAUCAGGCUCAGGCAAGACCGAAUCUACCAACUUUUUGCUUCACCACUUAACAGCAUUAAGCCAGAAAGGAACCCAAGGGCAUACAAUUGAACAACAAAUAUUGUCAGCUGGCCCUGUUUUGGAAGCCUUUGGGAAUGCCCUAACUGUUCAGAAUAAUAAUAGCAGUCGUUUUGGGAAGUUUAUUCGAGUAAAUUACCGCGAGAACGGGAUGGUGUGUGGGGCAAAUGUGGAAAUUUAUUUGCUAGAAAAAUCAAGAAUAAUUUCCCAGGCAGCGGGGGAACGUAAUUACCACGUUUUCUAUUACCUUUUGGAGGGAAUGACUGAUUCUGAGAGAAAAGACCAUUUACUCCUAAAUGCAAAAGAUUAUUACUAUCUCAAUCAAAACAGCUUUUUUGCCUGUGAAUCCUUAAAUGAAAAACAUGAAUUCGAACGGUUAAAACACUCAAUGACAGCUGUGGGGUUUUCAACUCAAUCCCAACAGAAGAUUUUUGGAACAAUUUCGGCUGUGUUAUUGCUUGGAAAUAUUGAAUAUAAAAAAUUGGUAGUUAAUUACCGUAUUUAUUCUAAUAGAAUGGCAGCCAUUCUAUUUUUCAAUACCACAAAAAAUUGUCAUUCAAUUGGAGGUGCCAUUCAAAUGGAGGCUGCCAUUCUAUUUUUCAUAGGUCAAAAAUUGAGAUUGGGAUUGUUGAGAUUGAGAUGGGUGAUUGGGAAAAUUGGCAAUUCGACCAACUUUUUUUUGGAAAAUUCGAUCUUUUAGAAUUUUAAUAGUGAAUUUUCCUCUACGUAUCACUAUAAGAUUCAAAAGUUUUUUGUCUCGGGACUAAGAGUCAAAUUUUGAUUAAGAUAGGUGCAAUACAAUCAAAAUUUCCUGCACAGUUGGGUCCUGAUUGCUUAUCAAAUCGUGGAAUUUUGGUGAAAUAUAGUGGGAUCAAGUGACAUUUGGAUGGAUAUUGGGUUUUGGAGGGUUAUCGAGAGUUUGAGGAGGAUGUUGGGUGAUUUGGCGAGAUAUAGGGAUCCAGAUUUGUUAGCUUUGAGGGAUUUGAGGAGGAUUACUUUCAAGCAUUUAAAUUGACUU
Molecule: messenger RNA, 1193 nt
Organism: Meloidogyne enterolobii
Lineage: Eukaryota; Metazoa; Nematoda; Chromadorea; Rhabditida; Meloidogynidae
Source: the annotation of a GenBank genome assembly